CGGGAGAUGCCAACUCAUUGCCUGAACUUAGCCGUGAAAGUCAGUUACGCCCGACAAGCCACCAGCUACACGGCGGCCGGAAUAGUCAUUUCUUACUAAAAACUCGGUUUUCCCCCCCCAAAAAAAAAAAGAAAUAAAUAAAGAUAAAUAAAAAUAAAUCGGAAAUGCUAAGACCGCUAUUUAAACCUUUUUGUCUAUGUGGACAACUAGUAAUCCAUCUUUCAUUUCUCUCUGCUACUUCGACACUAUCGCUAGAGCCCCAAAAGCGGAGAAGAAGGAGACGAGGAGAGUUCACAAUCAGGGCAAUGCCUCUGUCUUCUCACGCUUCUUCUGUUGAAGAAAGUGGAGCUCUUCGUUCUUUCAAACUGAACGAGCCUACUUUCUUAGCUUCUCUGAUGCCUAAGAAGGAGAUCGGCGCUGAUAGAUUCGUCGAAGCUCAUCCACAGUACGAUGGGCGGGGUGUUAUUAUUGCGAUUUUUGAUUCUGGUGUAGACCCGGCUGCUGCUGGUUUACAAGUUACCUCAGAUGGCAAACCAAAAAUCCUAGAUGUUGUGGAUUGCACGGGAAGUGGAGAUAUUGAUACCUCAAAAGUGGUGAAGGCUGAUGCAGAUGGUUAUAUCACUGGCGCUUCAGGAGCAUCACUGGUUGUAAAUCCUUCAUGGAAGAACCCUUCUGGGGAGUGGCAUGUUGGUUGCAAGCUAGUUUAUGAGCUUUUCACUGACACUUUGACUUCUCGUUUGAAGGGUGAAAGGAAGAAAAAGUGGGAUGAGAAAAACCAGGAAGCAGUUGCUGAGGCUUUAAAGCUUCUGAAUGAAUUUGAUCAGAAACACAUUAAAGUGGAAGAUGUCAACUUGAAGAAGACUCGGGAAGACCUCCAAAGUAGAGUUGAUCUUCUUCAAAAACAAGCUGAUAGCUACGACGACAAGGGGCCUAUCGUAGAUGCUGUUGUAUGGAAUGAUGGUGUAGUUUGGAGAGUCGCUCUUGACACACAGAGUCUGGAGGAUGACCCUGAAUGUGGAAAACUGGCUAGCUUUGUCCCAUUAACAAACUAUAGGAUUGAACGGAAGUUUGGGAUAUUCAGCAAACUAGACGCAUGCUCCUUUGUUACAAAUGUUUAUGAUGAGGGAAAAAUCUUGAGUAUUGUAACGGAUAGCUCCCCCCAUGGAACUCAUGUUGCCGGUAUUGCUACUGCUUUCCAUGAGAAGGAACCUUUGCUAAAUGGAGUUGCACCUGGGGCACAACUAAUAUCUUGUAAAAUUGGAGAUUCACGCUUGGGUUCAAUGGAAACAGGAACUGGUUUGACUCGAGCUUUGAUAGCUGCAGUUCAGCACAAGUGUGAUCUUAUCAACAUGAGUUAUGGAGAGCCUACACUGUUGCCAGAUUAUGGGCGUUUUGUUGACCUUGUUAAUGAAGUGGUCGAUAAACACCGCCUGAUAUUCAUCAGCAGUGCUGGCAACAGUGGACCUGCAUUGAGCACUGUAGGCGCACCUGGUGGCACCACUUCAAGCAUAAUAGGAGUUGGUGCAUAUGUGUCUCCUGCCAUGGCUGCUGGAGCUCAUUGUGUUGUUGAACCUCCGUCUGAAGGGCAAGAAUACACUUGGUCUAGUCGAGGUCCAACAGCUGAUGGGGAUCUUGGAGUCUCUGUAAGUGCCCCUGGUGGGGCAGUCGCUCCUGUCCCCACAUGGACUCUCCAACGUCGCAUGCUUAUGAAUGGUACUUCCAUGGCAUCUCCAUCGGCUUGUGGAGGAGUUGCUUUACUUAUCAGUGCAAUGAAGGCUGAAGGUAUUCCUGUCAGUCCAUACAGUGUGCGUAAGGCAAUUGAAAAUACAGCAAUUUCUGUGGGCAGUCUUCCAGAAGAUAAAUUAUCCUCUGGACAAGGGCUUAUGCAAGUUGACAAAGCACAUGAGUAUAUUCAGAAAUCUAAGAACUUUCCGUGUGUUUGGUAUAAAAUAAAGAUUAAUCGAGCUGGAAAAUCAAAACCUACUUCACGAGGCAUUUAUUUAAGGGAGGCUAGUGCUUGCCAACAAACUACUGAGUGGACUGUGGAAGUUGAACCAAAGUUCCAUGAGGAUGCAAGUAACUUAGAACAAUUGGUUCCUUUUGAGGAAUGUAUUCAGUUACAUACCAGUGAAAAUGCAGUUGUCCGGGCUCCUGAGUAUCUUCUCCUUACACAUAACGGGCGUAGCUUCAAUGUAGUUGUGGACCCCACCAAACUCAGUGAUGGUGUACACUAUUAUGAGCUCUAUGGAAUAGAUUGCAAAGCUCCUUGGCGUGGUCCUCUUUUCAGGGUGCCGAUUACUAUAACAAAACCUAUGGUUUUAAAACAGUCGCCUCCACUGACUUCAUUUGCAGGGAUGCAGUUUUUACCAGGUCAUAUUGAAAGGAGAUUUAUUGAAGUACCACUUGGGGCUACUUGGGUUGAGGCAACCAUGCGAACAUCAGGGUUUGAUACAGCUAGAAGAUUUUUCAUUCACGCUGUUCAGAUUUGCCCGUUGAGGAGGCCUAUUAAAUGGGGGAAUGUUGUGAUGUUUUCAUCUCCUGCUGCCAAAAGUUUUUCCUUUCCUGUGGAAAGUGGACAGACAAUGGAGUUAGCUAUUGCUCAGUUUUGGUCAAGUGGCAUUGGAAGUCAUGAAACCACCAUUGUGGAUUUUGAGGUUGAAUUUCAUGGGAUAAGCAUCAAUAAGGAGUCAAUUGUUUUUUAUGGAAGUGAAGCACCCAUCAGAAUUGAUGCCAAAACUUUACUAUCAUCGGAGAAACUUGCUCCUGCUGCUAUCUUGGAUAAGAUAAGAAUUCCUUACAGGCCUGUUGAUGCUAAACUUAAUGCUCUCUCUUGCCGUGACAAAUUGCCUUCUGGCAAGCAAAUUCUUGCACUAACAUUAACUUACAAGAUCAAAUUGGAAGAAAGUGCUGCAAUAAAGCCUCAAGUUCCAUUACUUAACAAUCGCGUAUAUGAUACAAAAUUUGAAUCCCAGUUUUAUAUGAUUUCUGAUUCAAACAAGCGUGUUUACUCUAUGGGAGAUGUCUAUCCAAAUUCCAUAAAACUUCCCAAGGGAGAAUACACUCUACAGCUCUAUUUAAGGCAUGAUAACAUACAGUAUUUGGAGAAAAUGAAGCAGUUAGUCUUAUUCAUUGAGAGAAACUUGGAAGAAAAGGAGUUUAUCCAUCUCAGCUUUUUUUCUCAACCAGAUGGGCCUGUGAUGGGCAAUGGUAACUUUAGCCCCUCAGUGUUAGUCCCUGGAUCCGUAGAAGCAUUUUAUGUGGGCCCGCCAACAAAAGACAAGCUUCCAAAGAAUUGUCCGGCAGGAUCCGUGUUGCUUGGGAAAAUUUCGUAUGGGAAGCUCUCUCUUGAAGUACAAGAAGAUGCAGGAAAUCCCAAAAAACAACCAGUAUCCUAUCAGAUCUCCUAUGUAGUACCUCCAAAUAAGGUUGAUGAGGAAAAAGGAAAGGAUUCUUCUUCAGUCAGCACUAAAAGUGUGUCUGAGCGUUUGGAAGAAGAGCUUAGAGAUGCAAAGAUAAAAUUUUUGGUGAGCCUGAAGCAAGGCACUGAAGAAGAGCGCACAGAAUGGAAGCGGUUAUGCAAUUCCCUCCAGGAUCAAUACCCAAAAUACACGCCAUUGCUUGCCAAAAUCUUGGAGAGCUUGGUCUCUCAAAGUAGUGAUGCAGACAAAAUUCACUUUAAUGAGGAGGUUAUUAAAGCAGCGAAUGAUGUGAUUGACAGUAUUGACAAAGAUGAGCUGGCUAAAUAUUUUUCAGUGAAAAGUGAUCCUGAAGAUGAUGAGGGGGAGAAAAUCAAGAAGAAAAUGGAGGUCACCCAUGACCAGUUAGUAGAGGCAUUGUACCAAAAGGGAUUUGCACUUGCAGAGAUUGAACAUUGCAGGGGUAUGAAAGCACCACCAGGAACCACAGCAAGCACCGAAGACUCCGGUGAGGCAAUGAAGGAAUUUGAGGCAGACUCUGGCAACCAGCCAGAUUUGUUUGAAGAGAACUUCAAAGAACUUACGAGAUGGAUGGAUGUAAAGUCCUCCAAGUACAAAAAACUUUUAGUUGUACGUGAAAGACUUGCUGGAAGGCUUGGGACAGCAUUAAAGGUGCUGAAUGAAAUAAUUCAAGAUGAUGGGGAGCCAUUGAAGAAGAAACUGUAUGAUACAAAGCUCUCUUUACUUGAUGAAAUUGGCUGGGACCAUGUGGCAUCUUACGAGAGGCAGUGGAUGCAUUUACGCUUCCCUGCAAGUUUGCCUCUGUUUUGAAAGUUCAUUUGUAUGAUGAUCACUGUUGCAUUGUAAGGGGCUUGCCCUUAAACACUUUUUCAUGGUACUAUGUUUCAAUCACAAUAGCAUUUAUUCAGUAGUGCAUUAUGGUUAUCUUUUCUCA
Messenger RNA from Telopea speciosissima, 4371 nucleotides. Its product is annotated as tripeptidyl-peptidase 2. NCBI's taxonomy places the organism in Eukaryota, Viridiplantae, Streptophyta, Magnoliopsida, Proteales, Proteaceae. Gene Ontology annotation, biological process: proteolysis. The record is from RefSeq and is a predicted model, not a curated record. Gene Ontology annotation, cellular component: cytosol. Bases 165 to 4247 code for a protein of 1360 amino acids. Gene Ontology annotation, molecular function: tripeptidyl-peptidase activity; serine-type endopeptidase activity. The transcript has 34 exons.